CCUAAAGGACAUUAGCGGUCUUCGAUCAACAUGGGAUGAUACCCUGCAGCAUAAGCUCGUUCUUUCUGAAGCUAUUUUUCCUUAUUCGCCGUUUUAUUUUUCCUCCAACAAAAUGUUGUCGAGUAGCUCCAGCGGUAUCUCACUGGCUCGCACGCGAAGCGUUAACAGCACGGGUGUAGUCGAUCACCUCGAUGCUGUGAUGCAGACUGACACCGGAGCCGGAGCUCACACACAGCAAUCGCAUUUCAACGAGAGGAACGAGACCACAAGUGGCGGAGUGGGUGGAAUGGAGCAGCGGACUUCUUCUAGCCCAGUACCGAAAAUAAAUGCAGAAGGGGAGCACGCGCCCCUACCGUCUUCUACAAAUGUCGACAGUACCAUGGAUGAUGUCGUGGAGAUGGGACAAGACGAGAACAAAGAAAACGGUCCGGCUGACGUAGUUCCUUCGGCCUCAUCAGUGUCUGCGUAUGAAACAAACGAGAAAGGCAGCGACGUGGUUUUCCACGAUGCUGAUGUGGACCAUCAGGUUGACAACAACGAAAACAAUUUCCCCGGCAAUGUUGACACCGCUUCCGUGGGCAACCUUUCCCAAAAGUCCCACCUCGAGGACCCCUGCAACGCGAAGAACAACCCUUCGGGUCAGCAAUCCCUCUCUCAAUCCGCGGCGGAGUCCGCGGAGUUGGAUCCGUGGCGCGCCUUUCGCCGCGACGUGGACGAGCUGACCAGCAGCAGCUCCUUGCAUCCAAACUUUUCCGACAGUUUGUCCGCGAAAAACUGGCUCUCACUGGCACGGAACACGCGGAUCAUGAACAGCCGGAACAUGCGGAAGUACUUGCGAAACAAACGACGACUGAUGACCCCUGCGCCGGGGGGCUCAUCUGCAGCUGGCGUUGGACCACAUCAACACGGAAGUUGGAACAACGCAACUUCCAGCACGAGAAUCCUCCCCAGCAACGUAGAGCGGGUCACGAACUUUCACGCGGGCGUGAAUUUUCCUUUAGGCUCGCCGCCGCCGAGCAACGCCGUCAGUUCUACUUUCUCUGGCGGGGGGACGACCAAUGGCUCGAUUAUACACGGUUUGCACCAGAACACGGGUGGAGGGGGGGGCCAACAUGGUGCUACUACAACUACGUCGAUUCCUGCUGCGCAUAACAGCCUUGCCGCCGCGUUGCAGCACCAACAGCAAUUAUCGUCCGGCGGUGGAGCAAGUGCGGCUUCGAACGCGCCCCCGAGUGCUUUGUUUCCGCUGGCGAGAGAGUUCUUGUCCCCGGGCAGCGGCAGCAUCAGCCCCGUGCCGGGCGGGAUGAACGCGAAUAAUAGUACUGGAAACAACAGCAAUAAUCUUCAUCAUCUUCACGGAGGUGAUAGUCAUAGUUCCUCGCACCACACCGGGCAGCACCAGCACGCCGGGGCUGCGAAUCCAGACCUCCUAUCCCGCCUAAUGGAGGACGCUUUCGCAGGCAGGGCGUCGAAGUCCGGGGGGUCCAAGAAGCCCGCAAAGAAAAUCCCGUUGCUCCACGGUCCACCGCCGGGUUUGGCCGCGAACUUUAGUCAACAUUCUUCAGCGAGCGCCGGGCUGAUAC
Amoebophrya sp. A120 is the source of this 1583-nucleotide messenger RNA. The record is from the annotation of a GenBank genome assembly. NCBI's taxonomy places the organism in Eukaryota, Dinophyceae, Syndiniales, Amoebophryaceae.